CUCACCGCCCCAUCAGCGUCAGCGUUCCCUCAGUCAGUCAGUCGGUCCUCCCAUCGAGUCUCCGACCGGCGGCGGCGCAUCACGACCUUCCCCUACCUGCUAGAGCACAUCAGGGUGGUGGUUCCUGGGCAGCUUGCACUAGGCGCCGCUGCCUUCCGCCCUCUCAGGGCUCAACGGCAAAGAGGUGCAGCGACGGCGUGAUGCCAGCAGCAGCUAGCAGGUAAAGGAUGGCAGCCAUCCUGCCUAGGACCAUCUGCAAGGCGGCGGAGGCGGCGCUAUCACUACACUCUGUGCUGCCACGCGCCGCCUGCCACUUUGCGCGGUACCUGGGCGGCGUCUCCUCUGCUUGCAGCAAUCCUGGCACUGCUUCAGUGGAGUUCUUGCCGUGGCACAAUGGCGGGGGCCUCCUGCACCGGGCGGCGUCCGUUGACCCCACCGCUGUGGUGGAGCCCGGAGCAGUCGUGCACUCUGGUGCUGUCCUUGGUAGAGAGGUCGUUGUUGGUUCUGGAGCCGUGGUUGGGCCUUCAGUUUCCAUUGGGCAGUCAACUAGGAUCGGGUACAAUGUUGUCUUAAGCAAUUGCUCAGUGGGUGACUUCUGUAUUAUUCACAAUGGAGCCUCCAUUGGUCAAGACGGUUUUGGGUUUUUUGUGGAUGAUGCUGGACAGGUUAAGAAGAAACCACAGACGCUGUACGCAAAAAUUGGAGACCAUGUAGAAAUAGGCGCAAACACAUGCAUUGACAGAGGCAGCUGGAGAGAGACAAUUAUCGGAGAUCAUACUAAGAUUGAUAAUCUGGUCCAGAUAGGCCACAAUGUGGUAAUUGGAAAGUGCUGCAUGAUAUGUGGGCAAGUAGGGAUUGCUGGUUCUGCAACACUGGGGGACUAUGUUACAUUGGGUGGUCGAGUGGCAAUUCGGGACCAUGUCUCCAUUGUAUCAAAGGUUCGACUCGUAGCUAAUAGCUUGGUGACAAAGGAUAUUCAGGAGCCUGGUGACUAUGGUGGAUUCCCUGCUGUACCGAUAAAUGAAUGGCGCCGGCAAAUUGCAAAUAUGCGGUUGUUCUCAAAGAAAGAUGGCAUGAAGAGAUAGCAUCCAGCAACUCCCUCCCCAGAAAAAAAAGUUGCUGCAGCACCUCAUUUUUAAUAGGGCAACAUUUGUUUGGCUUAUAAGGUUCAGACCAGAUCACCUGUAGUGGAGAACGAGGGGAUGGUGUGCUUCAGCAUUUCGGGUAUACAAUGGAAUUUGACCUUUCGAAAGGUUUUUUUUUAUGACUGUUGGUUAUUUAACUUGGUAUUAACAAAGCUCUGUAUCAGUCACAGAUUAUUUUCUAGCUCUGUCUGCUCUUCAUGCCUCUUUCAGAGAUAGUACAUUGUAGUAUACCAUCAUGUUCUUAGUCAUGAGUUAAGUUUCAGAGUUUCAGGCAGCA
Messenger RNA from Sorghum bicolor (sorghum), 1422 nucleotides. RefSeq names its product probable UDP-3-O-acylglucosamine N-acyltransferase 2, mitochondrial. Gene Ontology annotation, biological process: lipid A biosynthetic process. The coding region runs from base 228 to 1085 and encodes 285 amino acids. The record is from RefSeq and is a predicted model, not a curated record. The transcript is spliced from 11 exons. NCBI's taxonomy places the organism in Eukaryota, Viridiplantae, Streptophyta, Magnoliopsida, Poales, Poaceae.